This is a messenger RNA of Neopsephotus bourkii (Bourke's parrot), 842 nucleotides long. RefSeq names its product adenylate cyclase type 10-like. The transcript has 3 exons. Bases 320 to 838 code for a protein of 172 amino acids. The record is from RefSeq and is a predicted model, not a curated record. Gene Ontology annotation, molecular function: adenylate cyclase activity. Lineage: Eukaryota; Metazoa; Chordata; Aves; Psittaciformes; Psittacidae. Gene Ontology annotation, cellular component: cytoplasm.
UUCUGUGGGGUGGGAGCUGAGAGGAGGGGGCUGUGGAGAUGAGAGCGUGCUUAAGGAAGCCUGUGGCUCAGUGUCGAAGUAGUGCUACACUGAAGCAGCCCUUGCUUUCCAGUUCCUGCAGAGUAGUACUGCAAAAUCUACAGGGAAAAAGCCACCACAAGGGCUCAGGUGGUUUGCCUGUGGGAAGUGACAGAAAGCCUAGCUUCUUCCUUACUCCCUGCUCCCAAAGGACUCGUAUGAGUAGUACCUGUCUGUGGCCUCCUGCUCUGCUUUGCACAAAGGCUUUUGAUGUUAUCUCUGGGAAGGAAGACCACUCUAGAUGAUACCCUUGUAUUCUUUGCUUUCUUCUUCCCCUGGGCACUGUCCUCUGGGUAGUGCGACUGACAGAGAGGACAACAAUGCGCUCUCGUGUGACUGCAAAGGCAUCGUGGAGUCAGUGCUUGUGCCUUUGGUUCACCACUACACAACACUGGGCAAUGCUGCCAGAGCCUUUUACUAUCUUCUGGAGACUGCAGCUGCCUACCUGCAUGUCUCCAACUACUACAUGGCCCUCAGGAAGCUGAAUGAAGCGGAUAUCCUGAGGAACUCUCUGAAGAAUAAAGCGGAUGUAAUAUCCCGCUUUGAAGAUGCCACCUUCUUCAGCCUCAAAGGGGAGGUCUGCUGUGCUGUGGGACGCAUGGAGCUGGCAAAGAAAAUGAUCAGAAAGUCUUUGAGCCUGCUUGGAAGGCCAUUUCCCCGGAACCGCACUGAAGACUUUGUCAGGUCUCAGGUGGAAAAAUUACAGUGUGCCGCUUAUGUUGCCAGAGGAGCAUCUUCCCUUCCACAGAAGGCCCAGUAAGAAA